AGAAUCAGCUUCAGGAACUCUGGAAUCUACUUUAAACAACUUUUUACGCACAGCUUUUUCUAAAACUUUCUAUUUUACGCACGACUUUUUGCCAUUUUCUCCAGCGACCGAUGGUGAAUUCUGAGAAAGUAAACCAAAGUUUAUUAUGACUCUUGUGGCAGCUGAAGCGAAGGUGCGUCUGAAGGGACAUUUCUUAACGUUUUUCUCGUAUGGAUUCUUGUUGGCAUUUUAAUUCAAGAAAACUGCCGAGACUGUACAGUUGUGUCCUGAAGCAGAGCGUCAGUUGGAGGCGUUUGGCAAUAAGGACCAUCAAUUCAGUGCCAAGUGCCUGAACAGGAGACACAAGUUGUGCGCAAGCGGUGGAUUUAUGUGAAGUGAAACCAGAAGAAAGUCGAUCAUAAUCUGGAUUCCGUGAUGUAUAUGUGAAAGUUUCCCCCAAUCCGAAUUCAUUUCGUUCGGACAAGGGGAGACUUUAAUGGAUUUUUUAUGUGGGACCCGCUAGGAUGGACGUGGUAGAUGAAACAGAAGCGUUACAGAGAUUUUUUGAAGGUCAUGAUAUUACCAGUUCUCUGGAGCCAGCCAACAUCGACACCAGUAUCCUGGAAGAGUACAUCAGCAAGGAGGACGAUAGCACUGACAUCUGUUUCUCAGAGGUCCACAGCACCCCAGGACCAAAUUACUCAUCUCCCCAGGCAGGAGUGUCCUCCUCCGGAGGGUUAGUGUGUGGUGUAAGCCCCCCUAUCCCACUGCGCCAAGGAGCCCCUCCACCCGGGCCCCCGAGCUGUCAGAACGCCUACCCCCCAGGUCCAUCCCUGGGCCUCCGACACAGCUACCCCUGCCUGGGACAACAACCGCAGCAGCAGCAACACCAGCAACACCAGCAGCAGCAGCAGCAGCAGCAGCAGCAGCAGCAGGGUCACGUCAAGCCUGAGCACAGGGGCCAUUACGCUCCAGGGACACUACCUGAGUCCCCUCCAGACUCCAGCUCUGAGCCGUACUCUCCUCAGCAGGUGAAUGAUCCUCACAUGAUCAGGACCAUGACACCAGAGAACAUGUGUCACAUGACUCCGACGCCACCCCUCCCGCCACACGGCCACUAUCCCAGCAUGCACCGGGACAUGUACCUGAAGCCUGAGCCCAUGAUAUCGCAGUAUCCUAUCGGACCAGCCACGAGCGGAAGUGGAGACAUGCAGCAGACGCAGAUGCUCCAUCAGUUGCUGCAGCAUCCUCAGGGCCAAGACGGCAUCCCUGUUCACCAGGCGAAGAAGAGGAAGCACUCCGACUCUCCCAACAGCACCUUGAAUUCCCAAAUCCUCACAGGUAUCAUCAAACAAGAACCAGGUUUAAUGCAGGAUGCAGACAACGCCUACCUGGACCCAAAUUAUCAGUGCAUUAAGUGGCAGCCUCACCAGCAGAACAAGUGGACACCACUGUAUGAUGCCAACUGCAAAGAGCUUCCGAUGCCAACCUACCGUGUUGACGCUGACAAAGGCUUCAACUUCUCCUUGGCUGACGAUGCUUUUGUGUGCCAGAAGAAGAACCACUUCCAGGUCACAGUAUACAUCGGCAUGCUCGGGGAUCCCAAAUACAUCAAGACAAGUGAUGGACUGCAGCCCAUCGAUUGUUUCUAUCUCAAACUCAAUGGAGUAAAGGUGGAAGCUAUGAAUCAGUCCAUCAGUGUGGAGCAGUCACAGUCUGACCGCAGCAAGAGGCCCUUCAAGCCAGUGCUCGUCACUUUGCCCCCAGAGCAGGUCACAAAGGUCACAGUGGGUCGGCUCCACUUCAGCGAGACCACAGCAAAUAACAUGAGGAAGAAGGGAAAACCGAAUCCCGAUCAGAGGUAUUUCAUGCUGGUGGUGGCGCUGCACGCACAGUCCCACAGUCAGAGCUACACUGUGGCUGCUCACGUGUCUGAGAGGAUCAUCGUCAGGGCAUCCAACCCAGGCCAGUUUGAAAGUGACAACGAGGUGUUGUGGCAGCGCGGCCAACUGCCAGACUCAGUCUACCACCACGGCAGAGUCGGCAUUAAUACAGACAGACCGGACGAGGCCCUUGUUGUCCACGGCAACCUGAAGGUCAUGGGCUCUCUGGUCCACCCGUCUGACAUCAGGGCCAAAGAAAAUGUCCAGGAGGUCGACACCACAGACAAUUUAAAACGGAUUUCUCAGAUGAGGCUCGUCCAUUAUCAAUACAAGCCUGAGUUUGCUGCCACCGUGGGCAUAGAGAACACUGCAGAGACCGGAGUGAUCGCACAAGAAGUUCAACAAAUCCUGCCUGAAGCAGUGAAGGAGGGGGGUGAUGUUGUGUGUGCCAAUGGAGAGACUAUUCCCAACCUGUUAGUUGUCAACAAGGAGCGUAUCUUUAUGGAGAACGUCGGCGCGGUGAAGGAGCUGUGUAAGCUGACAGACAACCUGGAGACUCGUAUAGAUGAACUGGAGCGCUGGAGCCGCAAACUGGCCAAGCUGCGCCGCCUCGACAGCAUGAAGAGCACCGUGAGCGGAGGCACGAUCAGCCAAUCAGGAAGCUAUUUCAGCAGGACAGGGAGCGGCCCACUCAAGAAGAAGACAGUCAAACCUGGGAGCAAGAGUCCGCUUCCAGAUCAGGGCUGCAUCAGUCAGAGGUUCAUGCAGGGGACCAUCCUGGCACUGGUCGUUGUCAUGGCCUUCAGUGUCAUUUCCAUGUCCGUCCUUUACGUGCUCACUCUUCACCAUAGAGGAGACGUCACCGAGAAAGACGGGUCAAGAGCUGCACUGGGAUCCUCACGUAAGAGUGCAUUUACUCCAAUGUCCACCAGUCCUGCACCAGGUUGCUGUUCGACGACAGCCGUAAACAACCAAUCAGCUACUGUUUUGACAUUGAGUAACAACCAAUCCACACCAGGUGUAAGCAGCCUGGUUCCCACACCAGGCACUAUUAUGAAGAAGGCCAAGUCCAGACCCAUGGACAAGGAUGGCCACAACAGAAACCGUCUGAGUCACACCUCAGCACCCAUGUACUUUGCAAAGUCCAAAAGGCCUGUUUCUACAGACCUGGACGGUGUGGGAGCCACCAACCGUCUGCCUGGGGGGCAGCAGCCAGUGCCACGCAGACAACGCAGCCUACACGCAAAGGGAGGAAGGUCAGCUCCCUCUCUCACAAGUGUAUAUAUCGUGGAGACAAACCAAGAAAUCACUGCACAAAGUUGUGCAACAGCAGAGAGCUGCAGCUAUACAAUAUCACUUCAUGGAAAAAGAAAUUCCUCCAUCUCACAAAUCACUUUGCACAUGACGUCCACGAACAGUGUGUGGGUACGACAAUGUGGGACAACCAAGGGCCGCUUAUGCCCCAACCACACGGAAACGGAGCUCUACGGUGAACAGAGUACAUCAACAAAGGGGACUCAUCACCUGUGGUCAGUGCCUGUGCUGUCUUUCCAGGACGUCACUUAUCACUUCCGUGUCUCCCUGUCUGGUGAAGUGAGCUGUGCCACUGAAGGAAAAACCUCAUCAUACUCUGACUACCAUUUCGUCAUUCAGAGCAGCUGUGUGUGAGGAGGAAGACGAUGCUUCCCACUGCCUUUACAAUACACCAUGUUUUUUUCCCAUUUGUAUGCUGUUGUGAUGGGAUAGGGCUUUGUCUCAUUCUUGUACAUUAUUUUAAAGAUAUUCAUACAGAACAAACUAUAUAUUGUACCACUGCCCCCAUCUGUAAUCCCCUCCAUAUGUAUAUGCAUUAAGACAUCUCUUUUUGCUGUGAUCACUGGAGUUUUAAACACUGUUUAAGUUUGUUUUUUUAAAUUUCUGUCACUGGAAAUGUUUUAGAUGACGGCCACUGACUCUUGUGUUGUGCCACUGUUAACUGCUAUUGUAAAAGUAACUCCCAUAAGUUUAUAGCUCACUUUAUUGCUGAUCACUAUGUCUGCCAUACCUAAUAUGAACCAUAAUUACUUUUUAGCAGCAAGUUCAGGCUAAAAUAUCGUAGACGACACUGCGCACAUUUUUGUUUUCUUUUGUGAUACUAUGAAUCUGUAUGUACACUGAAACCAGUGUCACCUGAAAACAAAAGUACUUUUUGAUAGUUUAAUACACUGGAGAGGAGCCUCAGUGAAUCGUUGCAACUCGCAUUAUAAAUAUACCUCAGUAGUGCACACUGGCAAAUCCUGGCUCUCUACAGCAGACCUUUGUGUCGGGGCUGCUGCAGUCGACUCUACUGCAUCUGAUUAAACACUGUACAGAGAGGGAAUACUUUGGAGUAUUUCUAUCUCAGUUGUGGCACUGAAUGAAACAUCAAGAUGUUACAGAAAUGAUUUGUGCAUAAUAACUACACAGAAAUCCUUCCUUAUGUCCCUGAGUCAUGAUCAUUUUAGCAGAUUCACUGGAUGACGUGUGUUAAGACUGGAGAAGAAAACAAAUCACAGGAAAUGAACAUGUAGAUACACUGACCGCUCUUAGCAUCUGAUAGUUGAAAUGCAACAAGUCCAACACUGACAAUAUUUCAAGAAACACUGGAAUAGCUUACACUGUAUUUUGCUAACUGGACAAUGCUGGUAGGGCAAUAAAUGGCAUAAAUCAUUUCAGGUGCAUGCCCAAUCAUUUCUUUAAAAUGAUGCAUCGUUGCUCAGAAGCUGCUUCAGCUUGGAAGUUCUAUUAUACGUCUUGAUCCUAAAGCUGAAAAGAAGUUUAUGUACCAACGGUGCAGUGAUAAAAAUUGGAUAUUAUACACUGGAUUCUUUCAUGCAUUCCUCUGGAUGUUUUAAAUAUUGUCCUGUUCCUUUGCAACUAAGAAUAUGCAGUGAUAACACAUUUAAUAUGAAUUAUAUUAUGGGGUUGUUUUGUAUUACCUUUUCUUGUCUCAGACAAAUUCUCCACCAACUUCCACACAUCAUGCUUUUAGAUGCAUUUGUUGAUGUUUGCUAUUAAAUUCAUAGUCUGUCUGUGUGUCUGUAUUCAGAAAAAAAAAAGUGUAACUCAAAUGUAAUAUCAAUAUUAAAUAGGAAGAACAGCCAUCAGACAAAGUUUAUGAAAUUUAUGAUAAUAUCAAGACCUUGUACAAUGCUUUCAACUAUAAUUAUUAUGUCUUCAGUGGGUAUAGUGUACUAUUUUAGCUUAUUUAUAAUGCACCAGCUAGCAUGAUGAAACCACUGUAGCACUUUUUGCACUGUAUAUAUAUGAACCGCUUUCGCUGUAUCAGACUGGUGUCAGAUACUCUGAUAGACCUGCAUUACAUAUAACUGUAUAGCUUCAUUUUGUUACUACCAAUGCUCCUUUUUAUCUGAAGUGUUUUAUCAUAUUGUUUUUAUAGUUGAUUUUUUUUUGUUUGGGUUUUUUUUGUUAAUAAUAUAUUAACUUUUAGCCAUUGGAGCCCUGAAAUGAUUGAUGAGCAUGAAAACACUCAUACACAAAUACACACACACAUACAUUCGUAAUUUUAGCACUAUUUGUAAAGAAAACAUGGCAUGAGACUAAAACUCGUUGGCUACAUUAAUAUCACUACUUUUUUCUUUAUAGCCCAUUAUAUCAUUACAUUUUGAAAGCUCUUGUUGUCAAAAGUAUGCUGUAAUACUAUGAAUGCAUGCAGUAAAUAAAUUUGUGAUUGAG
Molecule: messenger RNA, 5576 nt
Organism: Stegastes partitus (bicolor damselfish)
Lineage: Eukaryota; Metazoa; Chordata; Actinopteri; Pomacentridae
Gene: myrf
Product: myelin regulatory factor
Exons: 26
Coding region: 504-3530 (1008 amino acids)
Biological process (GO): positive regulation of DNA-templated transcription; protein autoprocessing; central nervous system myelin maintenance
Cellular component (GO): endoplasmic reticulum membrane; nucleus
Molecular function (GO): sequence-specific DNA binding; DNA-binding transcription factor activity
Source: RefSeq, a predicted model, not a curated record